This is a messenger RNA of Corylus avellana, 1308 nucleotides long. NCBI's taxonomy places the organism in Eukaryota, Viridiplantae, Streptophyta, Magnoliopsida, Fagales, Betulaceae. The record is from RefSeq and is a predicted model, not a curated record.
ACACUUUCUAGCUGGAAAGCGGAGGACAUCCAAACACUACUUAGCGCCAUUUUAACCAACCAGCAAACUUGUUUGGAUGGCUUGCAAGCCACGGCGUCGGCUUGGAGCAUAAAAAAAGGCCUUGCGGUCCCCCUUUCGAAUGACACGAAGCUUUAUAGUGUCUCUCUUGCUCUCUUCACCAACGUUUGGGUGCCCAAGAGAAAGAAAUCCACGACGUGGCAGCCUACUCGGAAACAACGUGGCUUCCGACACGGACGCUUGCCGUUGAAAAUGUCUGGCCAGACACGUGCUAUUUACGAGUCGGUGAGCCGGAGAAAGCUACUUCAGUCCGGCAGUGGCGACGAGGUUUUGGUGUCUGACAUCGUGGUCGUGAGUCCAGAUGGAAGUGGAAACUUCUCCACCAUCAAUGACGCCAUAGCUGCGGCUCCGAACAAUUCUAAAUCCAGCGAUGGCUACUUCUUGAUCUAUGUCACGGCGGGUGUUUACCAAGAGUAUGUGUCCAUUGGGAAGAACAAGAAGUAUUUGAUGAUUGUAGGAGAUGGCAUCAAUCAGACAAUCAUCACCGGCAACCGGAGCGUCAUUGAUGGGUGGACAACUUUCAAUUCAGCAACAUUUGCUGUGGUGGCGCCGGGGUUUGUGGCCGUGAACAUAACAAUCCGAAACACAGCCGGCGCAAUCAAGCACCAGGCAGUGGCGCUUCGAAACGGGGCUGAUUUAUCAACAUUUUACAGCUGCAGCUUUGAAGCUUACCAAGACACCCUUUACACACAUUCUCUCAGGCAAUUCUACAGAGAGUGUGACGUAUACGGCACCGUCGAUUUCAUAUUCGGUAACGCCGCGGUCGUCUUCCAAAACUGUAACUUAUAUCCCCGGCUGCCGAUGACCGGACAGUUCAACGCCAUCACCGCACAAGGUAGGACGGACCCAAAUCAGAACACCGGCACAUCAAUCCAUAACUGUACAAUUAGAGCCGCCGAUGAUCUGGCUUUGAGCAAUGGGACUACUCAGACGUACUUGGGAAGGCCAUGGAAGGAGUAUUCGAGAACUGUUUAUAUGCAGACUUCAAUGGGUAGUUUGGUAAAUCGUGCUGGUUGGAUGGCGUGGAAUGCGACUUUCGCGCUGAGCACUUUGUAUUAUGCUGAGUAUAAUAACACCGGACCCGGAUCGAACACUACGAACAGAGUGGCGUGGCCGGGUUACCAAGUGAUUAACGCCACCGACGCCAGUAAUUUCACGGCGGCGAACUUCUUGCUAGUUGAUGACUGGUUGCCUCAGGCGGGAGUGCCUUACACUGGUGGCUUUAUGUGA